AUGUCGCUCACGCUCACCUUUCACAGAGAAAAGCGGCAAUCGUCGAAGCCUUUACAUGUUCGAGGGGACCAGCUGAAGGACAGAGUGAAAAACUUUACAUUUGACUUUUCAUAUGACUCAUGUGACAGAGGAAGCCCCGCGUUUGCAUCCCAGGAAAGGAUUUUUCUAGACUUGGGCUCUGAUGUCCUGAACGCAGCAUUUGAUGGCUUCAAUGCCUGUGUGUUUGCCUAUGGCCAAACAGGCUCAGGGAAAUCUUACACCAUGAUGGGUCAUAAAGAAGAUAAAGGUUUAAUCCCACGGAUCUGUGAAGGACUGUUCGCAGAGAUAUCUCACAGAAGCAAGAGUGAUGGUGUGUCCUUCCACACGGAGGUCAGCUAUCUGGAGAUCUACAAUGAACGUGUCCAGGACCUUCUCCGGAAGAGAACACCACCCACAGAUGGUGGAGGCUUGAGAGUGAGGGAGCACCCCAAGGAUGGACCUUAUGUAGAGAAUCUGUCCAAACACUUGGUACACAACCACAGUGACAUCGAGGACCUCAUCAUGCUUGGCAAUGCGAACCGCACCACGGCCUGCACGGACAUGAAUGACUGCAGCAGCCGCUCCCACGCCAUCUUCACCAUCAUGUUCACCCAGGCGCGGUUUGACGCAGAGCUGCCACGUGAGACUCGGAGUAAGAUGCACCUGGUAGACCUGGCAGGCAGCGAGCGAGCCGACGCCGCGCGCACCACAGGCGUCAGGCUGAAGGAAGGUGCCAACAUCAACAAAUCCCUGGUCACCUUGGGCAGCGUGAUCUCAGCGCUGGCUGACCUGAGUGUGGGAGAACAGUCAGCAAAAAAGAAGCAGAUCUUCAUUCCUUACAGAGACUCUGUGCUGACUUGGCUUCUCAAAGACAGCCUGGGUGGAAACUCCAUGACUACUAUGAUAGCAACCGUUUCUCCUGCUGAUGUGGACUACGGGGAGACUCUGAACACUCUGCGCUAUGCCACCCGAGCUAAAAACAUAAUGAACUCUCCCAUGGUGAACGAAGAUGGCAGCGUGAAGGUGAUCAGAGAGCUGCACGUAGAGGUCACCAGGCUCCGAAGACUGCUAGAAGAAGUCACUCAGGUUUUCCAUGAGGAAAUGUCUUCCUCUGUGAAGGUAGAGGAGAAACUGCGUCAGAAUGAGGCAAAGGUUGAAGCACUGACCAAAGAGUGGACCAGCAAAUGGAGGGAGACUCAGAGCAUUCUGCAGGAGGAGGCUGUGGCUCUGAGGAAGGCAGGAAGUGGCGUCUUGUUGGACUGUCAGUUACCUCAUCUGAUCGGCAUCGACGAAGGCCCACUCGGCUCUGGAGUCAUCCUCUGUUAUUUAAAAGAGGGCAGAACCUUGAUUGGGAGUUCUCAAGCCUCAUGCUGUCAGGGCAUCGAGCUCCGUGGGCCUGGGCUCCUUGGUGAACAUUGUGUGCUGGAAAACCGUGCUGGGACCGUGACUCUCCUCCCUCAGGAUGGUGCACAGUGUUCAGUCAAUGGCUCUGUGGUCACUGAUCCCUGCCAGCUGACUCAGGGUGCAAUCAUACAACUAGAAGGAGGACCCACGCUCCACUUUAACCACCCAACUGAAGCUUCCCAGCGGACAGGGAAAUGCCAGAGUGGGCUGCAGUCUGUCUUCAGCCUGUCUUUGACUGACUUAUCCAAAUCUACUGAGAAUCCCAUUGAGGUGAUGCUGCAAAAUUCCAGGGGGAUGGAAGAGAAGCUCAGCCAGCAGGGGGUGGGAUGGCAGCAAGUUCUGGAAAGCCUGCACAGAUGCAACCAGGACAUCAAAAGACUUCCAAAGGAAAACCGUGGGGCUCUCCAUCAACAGACAGCAGGAGAGAAAAUCAAGACUGCAGAGAGCUUUUUCAGACCGAUGGAUGUGGUGGAUGCAGAGACAGCAGAGUCUGAAGGCCCAAGCAUCUGGCUCACCUCCUCCCCUAAAGAGAAGUUCAUGACUACAGCCAUACCUGGAAGACAUCUCGUCCCUCACGCUAGUUUUGAGUUGGAUGGAGAGACACUACAGGGUGGAGUAAGCACCAGGGAUGGCCAGGAGCAGGAGAGGGACUUGUGUCAUAAAUCAGGGCCAGGGCUCGUGUCUGAAAGGCUGCAGAGGAUAGCUCAGACUGAGGCUGAAGUUGCAAGUUGUAAGAGAGAAGAGGUUUGGUCAAGGGAUGCCAGCCUCCAGCAGAAAAGUGUCCUGGGCCCAGGUGAUGGAUGUGGCAUGAAGCCAGAAGGGAAUGCUAAUGAGAUCCAAGGUGUUGUGACUGACUGCUACAAGGGGAGACCUGGCUCUGGUGGGAUCUCAUUAGGCAGCAUGUCCCACCUGCAGAGCAGAGGAGGAAGUAGCUCCAUGCCGGUCCUGCCACAGACCAGCACUCAUUCUCAGCUCGACAGAAAGCCUCUGAGCAGUGAGGCGGCAUGCUGUCCGCCCAAAGAAACCACCUUCGAGGGCCAGUUCAGUUGUGGAGAGAUGACUGAAUCUAAAGAUUUGGAAGAGAUCCCGGGAGUGUGUGUGACUGAGGCUGCAGCAGCCACAGUUCAAAGCUCAGGGCUCGGCUCUUUGUUCAACAGAGUUUCUUGGAUUGUGCAGGAUGCAGGACGUGUCCUUUGGAACUCUCCGACAACUUUGCAGCAAGUCAUGGAAGUCAGAUUACAGGCUGUUGGGGCCCGCUGGUCCAGUCAUAUCAUCUCUCUGGUCAGGGAUAGUAAUGUUCUGUCUGUCGUGAAGGACAGCCAGGUUUUCUCCAUGGUCAAAGGGAGUUUCGUCUUCUCUUUUUUCAGGGACAGUCGCAUUUUUUCCAUAGUGAAAGGACUACCUCUUAUACAGUACAUCCAGAUGGAUAUCACUCAAGCCCUUCAGCCUGAAGAGGCAGCUCAGAUGAUUCAGGGCUGCAUUCAUCCUAACACACAACUCCCAGCCCUGACACCAACACAAACCUUAAACGAGGUAGAUGAUGUGCAACUUGUCCCAGAGGAUAUCUGGAGAACGAACAGGAGUAUCAGUGACCUGCAGUCACCAGAAGAGCAACACAUGGUUGAUACCCAUAGGAUUGUAGCUCUCUACUGGCUAAAUGUGGCUAAUUGCAAACAACCUGAGCCCCAGCCCGCCCUCCUGAUCCUGAUGGAAACUGUCCUCUAUACCCUGACCACAGACUCUGGGGCUCUGGCUUUGUUCUAUCACCUCCCUUUGGUGCAGCUGAAGGAGAUUCAGAUAGGUUUAGCAGGCCACAGUCUGCGUUUGAUGGGCACCACAGAAGAAAGUAUCCUAGGUGUCUACACCCACAGCCAGGAGCACACUAAGGAGCUGUGCUGGGCCAUACUUGAUGUUAUGUGCACUGGGGACAGCAAG
Messenger RNA from Stegastes partitus (bicolor damselfish), 3357 nucleotides. Lineage: Eukaryota; Metazoa; Chordata; Actinopteri; Pomacentridae. The record is from RefSeq and is a predicted model, not a curated record.